This is a messenger RNA of Peronospora matthiolae, 294 nucleotides long. The record is from the annotation of a GenBank genome assembly. Lineage: Eukaryota; Oomycota; Peronosporomycetes; Peronosporales; Peronosporaceae.
AUGGGCCCUGCCCAAGCAGGACCGUUAGCUGGAUCGGAAGAUGCUGUGACGAUCGCCUACCAACGACGCAAGCUGUAUACCAAAUUGGCAAGCGACCCCGUCGCGAAAACCCUGGAGAUCAAGUUGCUUGGACAGCUAGGGGGACCGGUGUCACCCCUACCGCGCCUCCGGACGGUCAUCGAGGUGGCCACUUCGCUGAGAACUCUCGUCUGCGAGGCAAACAUGGCUGCCGGAAUGUUCGAGCCAAACACUUUGUUCGACCUAGGUUUUAACAGCAUCAAGAGCAUGUUAUAG